Messenger RNA from Oryctolagus cuniculus (rabbit), 1331 nucleotides. The record is from RefSeq and is a predicted model, not a curated record. NCBI's taxonomy places the organism in Eukaryota, Metazoa, Chordata, Mammalia, Lagomorpha, Leporidae.
AUGGGCUCCGGGAAACACGUCCUUUCCCAGUGGAGCCUUCACAGCCCCGAGGUCAGACAGGUGCUGGGCUCACUGCUCACGGAGCAGUGGACAGCUCACAGUGUUCUUAGAAGCCAGGAUUGCAUGUGUGAACUCAGCCGAAAGCACGCACUGAACGUGUACCAUGAGAAGCCCCAUGUCUGUAGUAUCUGUGAGCUGUUUGGGGAUCCCUUCUUUAUGGAAGUCAGCAUGUGUGUCUGCUGCCAGCGUUCAACCCCUAAGACAAGCAUGAAGCUCUCCUUAGUGCUGGAACCAGAGGAACAGCUGAGAACCCUGUAACUCCUCAUCUACCUUCUAUCUCCCUGCAACUGUGACAGCCUCCACCACCUCCUACAGUUCCUCUCCAUCGUGGCCAGGCAUGCUGAUGACAAUAUCAGCCAAGAUGGACAAGAAGUCCCUGGGAAUACAAUGAUGUCUCUGAACUUGGCCACCAUCUUUGGAACCAAACUGCUGCACAAGGAUAAGUUCAAAGAAUUUUCAGUCCAGAGCUCGGCCCGGGCCGAGGAGAGCGUGGUCAUCAUCACGGUGGUGCAGAAGACGAUUGAGAACUACGAAGCCUUGUUCAUUGUCCCUCCCGAUCUCCAGAACGAGGUGUUCGUCAGCCUGCUGGAGACCGAUCCUGACGUCAUGAACUAUUUACUCGGAAGGAAAGCUUCCCAAUCCAGCAGCCCUGACAUGCUACCGUCAGGAAUUUCCUUCUGCACGGAAGGAAGGCACUCAUCCACAGACUCCCACAAAGCCUCCACCGGAGACGUCUCCCCCUACAACAACUUCCCGGUGCAGUCUGAAUGCUCCCUGCCGUCCGAGCCCAAGACCAGAGAAAGUUUUCCUGGACGCAGGCUUGGAAAAGACGUCUCACAGGAGCUUUUCAAUCUCUGGGGAACUUGGCAUUCAACCUUAAAAAGCGGGUCCAAGGACUCCGUGUCACACGUGGGCGGCAGCAGCGCACCCGAGUCAUCCUUGGCCUUGGAUAGUGCACGAGACCUCGCGCAGAGCGAGCCGCACGUGGCCCGGCUGCGGACAAAAUGCUCCAACCAGAGACCUCGGGAAAGCUGCUGGGGCCUCGGGGCGGCCACUUGGCUUGACUGGCAGCAUAAGUGGUGGCAAAUCUGGGAGCUGCUGUCCACCAAUGGCUCCGACGCCCUGCCCGAGACGCUGGUAUGAGAGCGGGGCCUGAGUCAGAGAACCCUCCCGAUGUCUGAGAUGGAGUCGUCCAAGAUUGAGCCCCCUCCCAACGUCCAAGAUGCAGUCGUCCAAGACAGAGCCCCCUCUUGACGUCCAAGAUGGAGUCG